This is a messenger RNA of Medioppia subpectinata, 301 nucleotides long. The record is from the annotation of a GenBank genome assembly. Lineage: Eukaryota; Metazoa; Arthropoda; Arachnida; Sarcoptiformes; Oppiidae.
UGGGCAUUGGAUUCACACCAUUGAACACUUGGCUGACGCUCAGGAGUCACACUAUUUACAGACACUAUCGACUGAAGCACAUUAUAUGUCAUUGAUCGAGAGCAAAGAAUCAGUAUAUUAUGCAAGAAUCGGUCGAUUCAUUCAACAUCACAAUUUAUCCAAUAUAAAGAAAUCUGGCCUAAUAGAACACUGGACCCAAAUGCUUUAUCUAAAAUUAUUCAACGUUAAUAUUGAUCGCAGUGAAUAUAACGCGCAUACUUUUGCCUCUGACCAGUUUGAAAUGUCCCAGCUUGAAAAUUAU